Molecule: messenger RNA, 966 nt
Organism: Parascedosporium putredinis
Lineage: Eukaryota; Fungi; Ascomycota; Sordariomycetes; Microascales; Microascaceae
Source: the annotation of a GenBank genome assembly
AUGGCCCUCAUCGUAGAUAAGCAUCGGCCUAGGUCGCUAGAUACCCUCACGUAUCACUCAGAGCUCUCAGACCGCCUCCGAUCUCUGGCUCAAAGCGGCGAUUUCCCUCAUCUUCUAGUCUACGGACCUUCAGGGGCUGGAAAGAAAACGAGAGUGGUGGCCACCCUCAAGGAGCUGUACGGGCCGGGUGUCGAAAAGAUCAAGAUCGAUGCACGAGUAUUCCAGACGCAGUCAAACCGCAAACUCGAAUUCAACAUCGUCGCCUCCGUCUAUCACCUCGAAAUCACACCCUCGGACGUAGGCAACUAUGAUAGAGUCGUCAUACAAGAUCUCCUCAAAGAGGUCGCACAAACACAACAGGUUGAUCAGUCUGCCAGGCAACGGUUCAAGGUGGUGGUAAUCAACGAGGCGGAUCAUUUGUCACGCGAUGCCCAAGCAGCUCUCCGCCGAACUAUGGAAAAGUACUCGCCCAAUCUUCGAUUGAUCCUUCUCGCGAAUUCGACUGCGAACAUUAUCGCCCCCAUUCGAUCGCGUACACUUCUCGUGCGCGUGGCAGCGCCCACGCAUGAGGACAUAUGCGCGGCGCUUGCGCAGUCGGCGAAGAAAGAGGGCUGGCCCGUGGUGGAAAGUCUACACCAGAGAAUUGCAGAGGAAAGCGGUAGGAACCUGCGAAAGGCCCUACUCAUGUACGAGACAGUACAUUCACAAAAUGAAAAGAUCCUGGAAGUACGCAGCCAGCUAUACGACCUUUUGACGCACUGCAUACCAGCCACCACGAUCCUUACAACCCUCACAUUCAAACUCAUCGCUAUGAUUGAUGACGAGCUCAAAGGCGAGGUCAUCAAGUGGGCCGCCUUCUACGAGCACCGCAUCAAGACUGGAACCAAGCUUAUUUUCCAUCUAGAAGCAUUUGUGGCCAAGUUCAUGAGGAUAUUCGAGUUAUACUUGAUGAGUAUGGACAUGUAA